AUGGCACGAUACACCGGUGUAGAAGCUCUUCAGCUCGUCCUGGAUACUAGCGACGAAGAAUCCACAUUUUCAUCAGAAGAAGAGCGCGACUCUGAUGACGACCGUUUGAUCGAGCCGUGGAUAGAAUUUCGUAUGAGUGUUGGAACGAAUAAGGGAAAACAGAUGCUCAGUGCUCCUUGUGGCGCCGCUCUGGACGUACCAAGCAUGGUUUCCAGUCCUGAUGCAGCUGACGAGCACUGCCCCUUGGCCUCUACCGAUGAGGAAAGACCUCCUCUCCCAGGCCAGCGGUUCAAUCUGGCAUCCUUACCCGGAGCGCUGGUCCCUGCACGCAUGGGCCAUCAACGGCGACAGUCAGCUGAUCAGGAAUUAUGGUGGCAGUCAGCUAUCACCGACAGCAAGUUGGGCAAGCUUCCUUUCCCUCCCCAGGGAGAGAGGUCUCUGAGGAGAUAUGCUCAGGCCGUGGAAGCAAGGAGGUUUUUCUUACCUGAGAUCCUUGUCAACCGUUACCUCAUCGCGGGUCUCAACGCUCCGCCUCCUCUGGCUGAACGGGAGAGGCUGGUCCACCGGCUGUCGAAGAAGAAGAGGAAGAGGGGAGUCUCUUACCCUCCGUCUCUUCCAGAGCCCGCUACUGCAAGCGCUGUUCCAGGAUCUGCGGAGAGAGUUGCAGCCGAUCUAGCCGCUAAAGAUGUUCUGCAAGCUGUUUCUGCUCAUCAGGAGAUGCCGGUCAUCAUUGCGGCCAAGGCCCUUUCUAAUUACCUGUCCCGUCUUGUCGCGAUUCUUGAACCCCCUGUCUGUCCUGCCUUGUCCUCCGCAUCCAAGCCUGUCCCUGUGAGCGCUGCACCCGAGCCGGUCGCCGUGAGCGCCGCACCCAGUCCUGCCCUGUCACCUGCCGUGUCCCCCGUCAGAAGUCCUGUUACCUCAUCCUCCGUGUCCUCUGUGUCCCCUGUGUCUGAGUCUGUUGCUGCAGCAUCCCCGACUGUUUCCCCGUUCGUCCCUGCCUCCACCAGCCCCCGGACUGUUUCCCCGUUUGUCCCUGUCGUCACUAGUCCCCGGACUGUUCCCCCUGUCACCACGAAACCCCGGACUGUUUCGCCCAAGUCUCGUCCUCGUGUGUCUUCCUCCAGACCUACCCUGAGUUCUUGUCCUCAGCCCUCAUCCCAUGGACCCAAGGCCCCCAGUCCUCCCAUCCACCCUGGACCACCCCCCAUGAACUCUGUUAUUCCUCCACCUCCCCUGCCAUUGAAGCAGCUUGCAGACCUAGAGCAGGCUGUCUAA
Molecule: messenger RNA, 1275 nt
Organism: Rhinichthys klamathensis goyatoka
Lineage: Eukaryota; Metazoa; Chordata; Actinopteri; Cypriniformes; Leuciscidae
Exons: 5
Coding region: 1-1275 (424 amino acids)
Source: RefSeq, a predicted model, not a curated record